Scylla paramamosain (green mud crab) is the source of this 3292-nucleotide messenger RNA. RefSeq names its product forkhead box C1-B-like. Gene Ontology annotation, biological process: regulation of transcription by RNA polymerase II; anatomical structure morphogenesis; cell differentiation. Lineage: Eukaryota; Metazoa; Arthropoda; Malacostraca; Decapoda; Portunidae. The coding region runs from base 703 to 1845 and encodes 380 amino acids. The transcript has 4 exons. Gene Ontology annotation, molecular function: RNA polymerase II cis-regulatory region sequence-specific DNA binding; DNA-binding transcription factor activity, RNA polymerase II-specific. The record is from RefSeq and is a predicted model, not a curated record.
AACAAACAGGGGUCGCUCUGGUGGUCGGCCGCGGCGCCCUUCAAUGGAGCAAAUGUUUGGCCUCCCACUGUAAACAAUAACACAAGAGUAAACUCAAACAAACUAACUGCGCCUUUAAAUAAGAUGUCACUCCCUCAGACACGCUUAGUAGCCGCCCAGCCUCUGAGGGAGCGGGGCAACCAUCCGUCACACGCACACCACCACACCCCCAUUACCUAACGAGUGUUGAGGAUCCCCCCUACACCUCCCCAAGCACACCAUAUCCCACCCUUCUGCUACCUACCCGCAUUCUAUAAUCUAGCUUUCUUUUCUUGCAGUCCUUUCCUCUCUACAUCUAAUCUAUUCUCAUCUUAUAGCUCUUUUUACUCUCCCUCUGCCUAUAUUACACCAAUUUUCCUUAUUACAUUGCCUAUCGUAAUCUAAUCCUCACAUUCUGUCUUUAAUUCCCUUUUCCUUCUAGUCAUCUCUUCUGUUGAUUAUCUAUCUCUUCUAUCUCUGAUCUUUUUUUUUUUCUUAACUAGCUCUUCCAUCCUCUCUUCUUAUCUAGCCUUACCCAAACACACCUAUCAUAAUCCUCGCUCUAUCUUUAAUUAGGUUUUAAGCCCUUUCUUAAGUUUUCCAGCUCUCUUUCAUCCUCAUAUCUAACCCUUUCAUUCUCCCUCCUCUAACCUCCUAUACUAAUCUAGUCAUCUCUAUCGCAUCAUGAACCACCCAUCCACAGCCUCCUAUCCUAAUCUAGCCCUUUCUUCCUUAUACCCCACUCCACUGUACUUCUCCCACCUGAUAUCAUCCUCCCUGCCUGGUUCCUACGCCUCCUCUCCGCUGUUGUACCCGCCCUGCCGCCUGGGACCGCCCCAUGCCCCUGACGCUGAAGCUCAGCAGAAGCCGCCGUUCUCCUACAUCGCCUUGAUCGCCAUGGCCAUCCGCAGCUCCCCCGAGCAACGCCUCACGCUGGCCGGCAUCUACAGGUUCAUUAUGGACCGUUUCCCCUAUUACCGGCACAACAGACAGGGGUGGCAGAACAGCAUAAGGCACAACCUGAGCCUGAACGAUUGUUUCAUAAAGGUGCCAAGGGAGAAGGGUCGGCCAGGGAAGGGCAGCUACUGGGCUCUAGAUCCAACUUGCUCUGACAUGUUUGAGAAUGGGAAUUACCGCAGGAGGAAGCGUCGACCAAGACAGGGACAGGGUGCACCUGGCUCACAGAAGGACACUCAGGAACCAGGACUGUCACCAUCACAGGACAGUGAGAAAACAUGUACCAAAUAUGACCCUGGCAGUGAUGUGCAGGGACCAGUGAGUAGAGAGGAUAUGCUAGAGGGUCUUAAGGUUGCAUCCCAUGAGCUAGGAGUCAAGGCACCAGAAAGGAUGCUGGUGCUCAAGGACUCCCACCAGCAUGCCACACUAGGGAGGGAGCUGCAGGCCCGGCUGGAGGGAGCUACACACGGGGAAAUACUGCCAUACAAGAAUGAAAUAUCGGACGUCAGGUACAUACCUCCAAAGUUUGCUGGCAGCUGUGGUGGUGGCAGGAGCAAUCUGUUGGCCUCCUGGUCCUUCCUGCAGCACCUCCCUCACCUCCUGCCACAAGGGAAUCAAGACCACAUGGAGGGUCUAGCACUAAGGCAGCCAGACAUAAGAAGAGAUAGUCCCAGAAAUCAGUAUUCAUCAGUAGAACUGACAGCCUUUCCAGAGCUGCUACUCCUCAGAGACAACCUUGGCAACAGGAGGUCUGGAGUGCUGGCUGGACACAGUUCCAACAAGCUGGAUGUUCAUACUAAUACCGCGAAUACUUAUCAUGCCUCCAGUCCAAGAGGUCGCAGUUUUUUAAUAGAGAAUCUCAUCAGCUAGUGUGGAACUGCACCAAGAAUAAACUCUAUUCACUGCAUUUUGACAAAUUCAAUAUCAUUAACACACUACUUUCCAUUCAAAACUACUCAUCUGUGAGGGGAAUGCUGAAGAACCCAUCUUGUACUCAGCCACUCAGCACUGGAACUGCACUUGGUCUGUGGCAGUGGUUCUCAGACUCUGAACAGCAACCCACUCAAUAACAUUGAUUUACUUGUGACAUGCCCGUUCUGACUAUUCCGAUAAGAAGCUCCACAGAUUCUACUGUUGCGCCAAAACUACUAAGUCAUUCAAUCACUUAUGACUCCAGUUUGAGAACCACUAGUGUAUGGAAUGUAUUAGUAACUACACCCAUUAACUAAGCUACAUCUUAAAGCUACCAGUGUUAAUGAGACAAACAUGAGUAUAAUUCACCACUAUUAUUAACACCUACUGACAGCAGGUUAAGUAGUAGGCAAGUCUUUGGUACAGUAUCACCAUAACAAACUCCCACAGUGGAACCCUUGGGAACAUUUUCAAGAUUCACAGUUAUUGAUAUUAAUUCUUCCUGGGAAAGAGAACAAUAAAGAUCACAAGACUAUUAAGUAGAGUUAUAGAUGCAUCCUUAACUCUGCUGAAGGAUGUGAGGAUUGCCCCAUACAGCUUAUCAUGCCCCACUUUGGAGCAUCAUAGAAAUAGGAUAAAUUCUUAGCCAUGAGAUGCAUCCUGGCUGAGAACUGCACCCCUGACACAAAGGUAUAAAGUAGUGCCUUGGAUGUCAGGAACAAGCAAGUGUCAGGUCCUGAAAUAAGUCUGAGGCCUUUAUACCCCAGGGCACUACAGCUUGAUAUGUCACACCCUAUGUACACCUGCUAACAGGAAGCGUCACUUUGGCAUCUAUGAGCUAGUCUCGUUCAUCAGGAUAAGGAGUUGUGCUGUGCUCCAGUGUGACAGAAAUGCAAAUACAGUAAACCCUUGAUAUAGCAAAUGCCAGAUGUAAUGAAUACUUUAGGGCAAUCAAAGCUUUGCAUUUAAUGAAGUUCUUAGUAUUAUCAGGUAAAAAUAAUGAUCAUUCAGAGCCUCCCAGACAAACAUUGCAUAUUGAGAACUUAUUUUCGCCAGGCUGGUACAACUCAAGUGAUGUGUUUGUGUAUUACUGAAUAACUCUCCUUCCAUCACAACCUAGUUCGCUAGAAGACUUAAAUGCAAAGACAGCCAGAUUAUAUGAAUUUUUGGAUAUACCAAGCUGGUCUUCUCCCAAACAGUUAUAUGAAAGGUUUACUGAGUGUGUUAAAUGAAAACUAAACUAAAUUACAACAUUAAUAUAUAAAAAAGAAAAAAAAAUAGUAUAAAUAUGCAUAUAGAUAAAUUAUAUAUGCUUACAUACAUGCAUUUUGGUCCAUAAAUGAGUGAUGAAGCAAUGUGACAAUGCUAAAUUAAACAAUAUAUGCACUGAUGUGUCUCGUUAGAG